Molecule: messenger RNA, 1743 nt
Organism: Pygocentrus nattereri (red-bellied piranha)
Lineage: Eukaryota; Metazoa; Chordata; Actinopteri; Characiformes; Serrasalmidae
Product: polymeric immunoglobulin receptor-like
Exons: 8
Coding region: 121-1743 (540 amino acids)
Source: RefSeq, a predicted model, not a curated record
UAUGACAGUUUCUAUUUGAGAUGCAGCUGAAGGUACAGUGUGUUCACAGAGACAGUUACAGUGCACGUUUCAGGGCCGCUGAUAUCUGAGCUGGUGUUAGUCUGUGAUCCUGAACUCAGAAUGAAGAUCCUCCUCAUCUUCACCCUCUUCCUUAUUUCAGUAGGUGGAGGAGAAUCAGAGAGAGUGAUGGGAUAUUCAGGAGGACGAGUCCUCAUCAAGUGUAGAUAUGAGACACAAUACACAUCAAACCCAAAAUACCUCUGUGAGGCUCCAUGGCCCUGCAUGACGAAGCCCAUUUGGACAGACGCUAAAAAUGAGUGGAUAAACAGUGGAAGAUUCUCACUGUUUGACGACACCAGAGCUGCACAGUUCUGGGUGGUGAUCAGGGAGCUCACUGUAGAGGAUUCUGGAACAUACAAAUGUGCAGUUUGGAAAUCUGGCAUUGAUGUCUACUCAUCAGUGGAACUGAAGGUAGAGGAAGAUCUGUCCUACGAGAAGAGCAUCAGUGUGACUGGCCAUGUUGGAGGAAGUGUCAACAUCAGCUGCAAAUACCCACAAUCCCACAGCAGUUACCCAAAGUUUCUCUGUAGGAGAGUGGGCCCUGUUAAUUGUAGUUAUGAAACAUCAGUUAAAGAGAGCAGAAGAUGGAUAAAUGAUGGAAAACUGUAUCUACAUGAUGAUGGAAAGCAGACCUUCACUGUGAUCAUCAACCGUCUGACUGAGGGAGACUCUGGUGAAUACUGGUGUGGAGCUGAAUCAGACUGGACAUCUGACCAUGGAUACAAGGCCUAUAUCACACAGAUCAACCUCAGAGUUACUGGAACAGCAUCACCCUCAACAUCACCAUCAAGCCCUGCUGCAAAGACCAUAGAAACAAACGCCCCUACAACUACAAUAAAAUCCUCAUCCAAGACUUCAACAGAAAUUCUACCACAGUCAUCGACAUACAUCAGCUCACUGACCACGAACCCAACCACAUCCUCAAUGCCUAAGACCAUACCAUCUUCUUUGUCAGUUUCCUCUGUGCUCACUGGUGUGUCGGUGAUUGUGUUGCUGCUUCUGUUUGGACUCUUAUUCUUCAUAGUCUUUCUUAGAAGGAGAGGCAAGACUCAAGACCCAGGCACAACCCAAAGCCAGUCCUUCAGAGGAUUCUCAGCUGUCCACAGGGUUUUCCAUCUUUUCAAUAACUAUGAAGAGAUUAAAGAGAGUAAACAUGUUCCUACAUCAGAUGCUGGAAUCUUCACAAUCUACUCUAUUGCUCAAUCCACAAACCCCUCAGAACCUUCUCAAACUUAUUAUGAAAAUGUCCAGUUACCCACAAACAUCUCAGAACCUUCUCAAACUGACUAUGAAAAUGUUCAGUUACCCACAAACCUCACAAAACCUUCUCAAACUGAUUAUGAAAAUGUUCAGUUACCCACAAACCCCACAGAACCUUCUCAAACUGAUUAUGAACAUAUCCAGUUGCCCUCAAGCUGUGACUUCCCAAAUCCUGUUUAUUCUCCUGCUCAGUUACCAUCAAAUUCUCCUGACCAGGUCACCUACUCCACAGGUCAGUUACCCACAUUUCUCUCUGAUUCCUCAACAAGUCCCUCUCUGCCUUUAGCUGGAACAUCUACAGAAGGCCCAACAUACGCAACAGUGAAUUUCAAUAAGAAGGUAGGCAGAGCGAGCGAUGCUGUUACCAGAACAGCCUUUAGCAGCGAUAAGGACUCAUGUGACUAUGCUACAGUCAAACAUUAG